UCACACGAGGCAACCGAAACCGGAAGUGUUUCAAACAAGGCUAGCUCUUGACACAGUUCUUUCCCACAGUCUCUCUUAGUUGGGUUUAGUCUUCGGUAGCGAAAUGUCCAAGGAGUUGCCGACAGUGAGGGAUGCGACAGUGAUUAAUGGUCGUGUUUUCCUCGAGGCAGAGGGUCAGAGAAGGUAUCCGUGCCGGUACACAGGCAGCGAGCAGAAUGACCUCAGGGCAAGAGCACGACCUCCCGGCACCUCUAACACCAGGUCUGAAUCUCAGGCUGCAUUAGAUACAGUACCAGAGGCAGCACUAGUGGAUGACUGUGAGAGGCUGGGUACUCUGUUUGGGAUGUUCAAUAAGUGCCUGAGAGGCAUGGGCUUCACACAGCUCUACUUUGGAGAGAAGAUUGUAGAGCCUGUGGUGGUGCUUCUCUUCUGGCUGCUACUCUGGUUCCUCGGCAUCCAGGCCCUGGGUCUCGUAGGAACUCUUUGUAUUAUCAUCAUAUACAUCCAGAAGUAGUGGCCUAAGCAGGAUGGAAUGAUAAAAUACUUUGUGUCUUGCUGUGAUCUAACACAGAUCAGCGUAAUGAAUGUCCCUUUGUAAUGAACAGCAUUAUAACAUAUGAUGGGUUUUGGUCUCUCUCCAUUGUGAGCCUCAGAUGACUGCAUACAUAUACAGUGCCAUGCAAAUGUAUUCAACCUUUAUUAAGUUUUUAUAUAUAAUUGUUUUGUUGGUUAAAAAAAAAUCUUUGUGUCAUUUAUAACGAAGCAAACUUGAAAGAAUUCAAUUAAAACACUUUUACGUGGCACUGUAAAUGGGGGUGGUACCAGAUAGGACGUUCCAGAAAGCUGAUAUUGAAGGUUUUCUUGUCAUCUAUGCACUAAUUAAGAUGUUUUUGAUAUGCAUGUUUCCUUAACUAUCACUUUGUAUUGACUGUUGAGUGAGUACAUAUUCGUAACUAGCAUGGAUGUUAAUGGAAAAAGCACUUUAAGAGGAAGAAAAUGAUACUAUUUUACUUUAUUCAGACAAAAUGAAACAUAUCAAUCACACUUUCUCUUGAAAAUGACAUUAAUAGUUCUUGUUUUUUUGUUUUGUUGUUGCUGAUGUUUUAUCUCAUUGCCCUUGUAGUUAUUCGUGCAUUCUCCACACAAGUGCACUAGAGGGCAACCUCUUCCUGCUCCCUUUCUCCUGAAAAACCGAUCAAGAAAUUAUCUCUUUGUAACAAAUAGUAAAAUCUAGUUGAUAAAAGUGUAAAUGUACCAAUGCAUGGCAUGUCACUUGCAGUCUGGCAUGGGAACUGUCUGUAAAACAAAUGAUUAAUUCUUAAUGUUUAUAUGAUUUUAGCAUUUACUUUAUGGUAUCUAAGUGCAAAUGUGUGUGCGUAUGUGGUGCCCUGUGUAUGACUGGUGUCCUAUCCAGAGUGUUUUCAUGCAUUGCACCCAUUGUUCCUGGGAUAGGCUCCGGAUCCACAACAACCUUGAUCAGGAUUACUAAAGAUUAAUGGAUGGAUGAAUGAAUAAUUACCAUUAUCUCCUUCUGUGUCCUGCUGAGAAACAUAUUUGUCCACACAAAUGUAUCAUUAUUGCAUAACUCACUUGCUCACUUAUGAGAAGAUGUAUAGUCAUAUGAUUCUUACAUAACAUCAAGCAUUACACAUCUGAAAAUCAUUCUAGUAAUAAUGCAUUAAAACAUAUUAACCAUGACAUGUCAAAAAAAAAAAAGUGCUGAUGUUAAAAAAAUAAAUACAUUUCUGUUCUUUAAAAGAGACCAUUUUUGAACAGAAAGAGUUAAGCUGUAAGACCAUUUAUAGCUGCCUCACAUCUGAGAAUUAUUUGUGAAUAUGAUUAUUUGUAAAUGUGAUUUCUACCUGCAGAGUUGUUUGAGUUACAGCUGUAACACAGGCAUAUAUUUUGGUUAUGACUAAUCCACUGCAGUGGAGAGGAAAUUUCCUCUUUCUGUGUUAAAAAAAAAGUGAUCAGUGGGAGUUUACUGCUGUAUGCUUAUACCUCAUUUAGCAGACUUUGUGCCAUAAUUUAGAUAAUUAUUUAUGCCAUCUUGCUGCAUUUUCUAUCAGCUCUUUUGGAAAAAAUUAUUUGAAAUUAUGCAGUUGUUAUAUAUUUUACUUCUGUAUCUGUAGUCAACUGUGGCUUAAUAUUUGACUAUCUAAAUAAAACAUAU
Messenger RNA from Pangasianodon hypophthalmus (striped catfish), 2173 nucleotides. It is a transcript of the gene fam241a, whose product is annotated as family with sequence similarity 241 member A. NCBI's taxonomy places the organism in Eukaryota, Metazoa, Chordata, Actinopteri, Siluriformes, Pangasiidae. The record is from RefSeq and is a predicted model, not a curated record. Gene Ontology annotation, cellular component: intracellular membrane-bounded organelle. The transcript has 2 exons. The coding region runs from base 104 to 514 and encodes 136 amino acids.